GGUGCUGAAAUAGUGAGACGUGGUAGGCUCAUGCGCCAAAAUUAGCAAAUCCCGGUAAGCACAAUACGCAGUGAACAAGGCAACAAGCAGACAAACCGGACGCAAGGUCGAACGCCACCUCCUGCUUUCAACACGUUCGCUCCCCCUCCUCUCUCUCUCUCUCUCUCUCUCUCCGCCGCAGGUGGUGGUGGUGGAUGGCAAGGAGCAACAAAUACGCCUCUGUUAACUUCAACGACAUCUACGAGAAAAAGUUCAUCAACACCUCGUCCAAAUCCUCCUCUGCCUCUCCUUCUCCUUCCCCUUCCCCUUCAACCGCCGCCACCACCUCCGUUGCCGCUACUCACCAACACAAAACACACCUCGCCGCCGUGACCCGCACCCAUGGCCGCAUGCUCGUCCUGACCCGCCCCUCUCCCAAACCCCGACCUCAACCCUCGCUACCACCACCUUCGCCACAGCAACAAUCUCAACCGCAGCCUGUACCAGAUCAAACCCGGUCCGAACCCGAUUCCAUUUCCCUGCGCCCCUUAGGCCGAACUGGGGCCGGUCCAUCGCUGCCCUUGGCGGUUCCGAUCCCGGAGAGAGAUAAGGAGCCUUUGCCGUCGCCCAAGCCGAAUCGAUUUGUGCCACCCCAUCUCCGACCUGGUUUUGUAGGCCGGGAGGAUAAACCCUUGACGGAGUCUCAGAAGCAACCCGGGCUGCGAUCCAGGGAAUUCGGUCACGGGCCGGGGAAUUUCGUGUCACCAAACUGUUACGGUGAAGAAGGACGUCCGAAGUCGAGCGGCUAUGAGAAGGUGAGGAGGGAUGGGGAAGCACAUCUGGGGGAGAUGACUCAGCCGAGUUCAAGUGGGAAUCGGCCAAGUUCUAGUGGAUGAUGCUUUCAUGUAAGUUGAGUUUCCGAGGACCAAGAUCAAUGUUCUUGAUGAUGCAUUUGGACGGUAUGCGGAGCUGCAAUCUCUAGUCCUGGAAUUGGUGUUCGUCUUCAUCAGUCUUGUGUUGGAGAAAGAAAGGUUGGAGGACCCAAUUGCCCACAUUUAUUUUUCUUCUUUCUGUUGAAAAAGAGAGGUGGCUGUGGUGCCCCCUCGCUUGUAGAUUGCACCUGUAUGAUCUAUUAUCUUUACUGCACUUUGUUGCGUCUAGUUCAAGACCGGAGUUUAUGCUCCUCGUUGUGCUCUUCGAUUGCACUUCACAAUCCCUUUCAACGAAUAUUUUUAUCCUUUUUAGUAACAAUUUGCACUUCGAUGCAUCAUCAUCUCUCCCUCACCCAUUGAAUGGUAUUGGCAAGUAGCCCACUUGAAUUCCA
This is a messenger RNA of Malania oleifera, 1303 nucleotides long. RefSeq lists its product as uncharacterized. The coding region runs from base 195 to 875 and encodes 226 amino acids. The transcript has 2 exons. The record is from RefSeq and is a predicted model, not a curated record. Lineage: Eukaryota; Viridiplantae; Streptophyta; Magnoliopsida; Santalales; Ximeniaceae.